Molecule: messenger RNA, 420 nt
Organism: Aspergillus tubingensis
Lineage: Eukaryota; Fungi; Ascomycota; Eurotiomycetes; Eurotiales; Aspergillaceae
Product: Nop14-like family protein
Exons: 4
Coding region: 1-420 (139 amino acids)
Source: RefSeq, a predicted model, not a curated record
AUGACUUCUCUAAACAGGGACUUUGCAGGCUCCAAUUUCCCGGGGAGUGAUCUGCAUCAGAACGACCUUCGCACCGAGUCUCUGAAGACCCUCCAGCAGUAUAUGUCUCCACCUCCAGGAAACCUAAUGGACUAUGAUUGGGACCAACUCCAAGAAGAAUACAUCACUUCUAUGGAAAAGCAUGAAAAUGCUGAAAGAGACUUACGUAACCGUGUGGCCAAGUUGCUUGAGAUCUUCAUGGCGUGGUCGGAGACAACUGUUAUGCGCGAUGAAAUCAGAGCUUUAAAAAGAUUUAAGACACAAAUGAAACAUGUUCAGACAUCUGAAGAAGAUCUAGAACUGAAACGUAAACACUAUGUCGAUGUUGUGAAGGCUUUCGAAAGUGCCCUCGCUUUAUUGAACGACCGCCUCAAGUCGUAA